This is a messenger RNA of Dermacentor silvarum, 2650 nucleotides long. Its product is annotated as hemicentin-2. The transcript is spliced from 12 exons. Gene Ontology annotation, biological process: cell-cell adhesion. Gene Ontology annotation, cellular component: cell-cell junction. Bases 647 to 2377 code for a protein of 576 amino acids. Gene Ontology annotation, molecular function: cell adhesion molecule binding. The record is from RefSeq and is a predicted model, not a curated record. NCBI's taxonomy places the organism in Eukaryota, Metazoa, Arthropoda, Arachnida, Ixodida, Ixodidae.
GACGCCGGCUUUCCGCGCGCCCGGGGCAUUGGCACACGCGCUGCCACUCGGCGCAGACGCGCGCACCGCUCCGACGACGCGCUUCAGCUCCCGUGCCGCUGACGUGUGGAGGAGAAGCGCUGCCUGCUGCUGCUGCUGCUUGCCUGCUAGGAAGGAGUGAAAGUGCGCUGUGUACGGAGGGCUGAGAGGCAAGGAGGGUUUGGGCGCUAAUCUCUUUGACCGGUCCCCGAGGCAACGAGGCUGCGCAUUCUGCCCAUCGAACACCGUUCGCUCCGCUUGUUUGAUCGGUGAAUUAGCGGGCCCGCUCGCUACACUCCGCUGGUUUUUGUCUCCGAGAGCUCGGAACUCGCUGACGUGGUCGCCGGCACCAGUUCGACAUGGGUUAGGCUGCCCUGAAAGGAUAGGAACUUCUUUCAGCCCAAGAAUUCUUGAACUAACCACCGGUAAAGUUUGGACUGUUUGUCCCUUGGUCGUCGCCCUUUUCCUGAAUCGUCACCACUUCGGCCACGAAAAAUUUCGGAUGACUCGAAAGAAUGGGUUCCAUGACAAUGCGCCCUUUUCAACUUGCGGAAAUGUGUGAAGCCUGCUGCUAUCCUGCUACGUUGGCAGUAAUAACUUGAACGCCUACAAGUUUGAUUGGGAGGACAUGAAAACAUCAGCACUAGGAGCUACACAAGCCCUGCUGACCGCUGUAAUCUGCACCGUCCUCUCGGUAGCGAUAGCAGCCGCACCCGGUUCAGGAGGAUCGGCUGCAAACAACGUGGAGCCGCCAGAAAAGGUGGUGAACCCUGGCGAGAGCCUUAGCAUCCCGUGCUUCCUCGAGACUCCAGGUGGAAGCGUACAGUGGAUGCGUAAUGGCCACCCAGUGGUUCUCGAUCUGGGUUCGGGAGCUGCCGGCAGCCGUCGCCAGUGGAACAUCUCGCGAGACGGCACUGCUGCGCUCACCAUCACGCAGGUGACGCGAGCCGAUGAUGGCCUGUGGGAGUGCCGAGAGUUUGCCGACGACGACUCCGUCAGGAGGGUCACGAAGGUGCUCAAGCUGGUGGUCACCGGUGCUCCAGAAGAGCCGUUCCUGACACUGAGUGGCGAGCGGCUGCAAGAAGGCUCCCGCGUCACCGUCCAGGAGCGCGAGGAGGUGGAAGUGGGAUGCGUCGCGCGUCGUGCCGUGCCCGCCGUCCGAAACAUGCACUGGAUGCUGGGAGAGACAAACAUGACCGGAGCCAGUCAGUUGUUCGUGGAGUUCUCUCCCCAGGAGGACUCGUACACCACGCGCAGUGUGCUCAGCCUCAACGCAACGCGGGACCUGCACGGCCUGCAGCUUUCCUGCCACGUGUACCACGUGUCGUGGCCCACGUCCACGGCCGUUGCCGCCUUGCUUGAUGUCCUCUACGUGCCGUCUUUCUCGAUCUCCCGUGAGCCGGGUUUCGGUUCCCCGAUCCUGGAAAAGAUGCCGGUGUCCCUGCACUGCGCGGUGGACGCCAACCCGCAAAGCGCGCCGCGAUGGCUCAAGGACGACGGGCAACCUCCGGUACCUCAGAGCCCCGACGGAUACCUCAAUUUCUCCGCCAUCGAGCGCCAUCAUGCCGGCUGGUAUCGCUGCGCUGCCGUCCAUCGUCUCGGGACAUUCGCCUCCUUCGGAUACUACCUCAACGUGCGAUACGGGCCUGAGAUUGUGGAGCAGCCACCUUCGCAGGUGUCGGCUGACUUCGGUGAACCAGUGAAACUGGACUGCAAGGCGGACGGAAAGCCGCCCCCUUCCUAUUGCUGGACGCGUGUGCGUUCUGGCCGUCUAGAAAGCAUGACCUCUGAGAGCUCCCUCCUGCUGGACCCUGUACUGUACUCGGACGCCGGUAGCUACCAGUGCACGGCCACAAAUCACCUUGGAUGGAAGGAGGAACGGGCCCGCACCAGGAACAUCCUGCUUACCAUAUCAGGCCGACCCGACGUCAGAGCGUUAAAUAAAACCCUGACGGCAAUCGUGGGCAGGCCUGUCAGGAUCUCUGUGCUGGUAUGUGCCAAUCCACCUCCGACACGAGCUUACUGGAUUGUGAGGCGCGUGCUUCUGAACCCGGGAGACGCGUCCCACGCCCAUUACGUCGCCAACAACUACAGUAGUGCGGAUACACCCUUUUGUAGAACCACGUCUCUACAGAUUAGGUCGGUUCACCCCGACGACGGCGGAGAAAUACUCUUCGUUGCUAGAAAUCCCAAGGGCAUCGACGAUGCCGCUAUACUUCUCAAUGUCACACACCAGGCAAGCUUAUCCUUCACUGAGGAGAGCUCCAUUGCAGGAAAGCCAGAAAUUAGCUGGCUACUUCCAACAUGGAUGAGCUUAUCUUUGGCCUUUGCCGACCCACUCAGAAGUGGAGGAAGCUGACACGGAUUUUAGGAGGCCAUAGGAACUCCUAAGCAAGAAAAGGCCGUACCACUUCGAAGGGGGCACCCUGCCAAACGGAGGCUAUUGGAAGGCGCAUGUCAAGCCUCUUCCAUUUCUAUAAAGUGCAGAAAUAUUGACUGGCCACUAUCUGGAGGACUGAAUCCACCAGUGCAUUUUGUUCUGAAGAUCUCUCAGCGUUUAGAGAUUGAGCUUAAUCGACACAGCUCACAAGCUGUAAAAGCCGCGAAAGGACCUGGAGUGUUUUCGUCCAAC